GAUUGUGUUAAACAAUGCCAAAAACGAAUAACUCCACUGAGAUGUGGAAAAAAUCACUUUAUAUGAAUAAAAAGUUGAUCGUAUUCAAUGCAUGACUUGAACGCACACUAUGAAAAAAAAUGACGUUUCUGUCUAGUUAGUUGAUUCUACACUUACAGUGAUGUACGAUACCCAUUUGUUGUUUACUGAUAAAAUCCUUUGUGGCGUACAAAUUUGCAAAUCAAUUAUUAAUGUACAGCAGGCUGUGUAAUCUAUAAUAAUCAGUCAUGUCCUUUUUCAAGAAUGUCGCGUCCAGUUUCACCAUCCGUAGUCGUGAUUCCAUUUUAAAAGAAUCUCUAAUAAAUAACUUAUCGGAAUGCGUAAAAGAUAUACAAUACAACAAUCAGUUCGAAGAAAACUUCCAUAGUGUUCUUGGGUCGACGGAUUCUACAAACACACUGUGUAUGGCUCUCGAAGCAGUAUUUCUACAUGGUUUGAAGGACACAUUUCUGCGAAAGGCGAAAAAUGUAUUGUCAGGUGACCCAGACCUUCGACCGCAGCCGAACUUUUGGCCACUAGUCCUCGUACUCUCUCAUCGCCAGAACAUCGACGAGAUUUCGUCUUUGCUUCAGAUCAACACUGAAAUUGGACAAUGUAGGGCAUGGCUACGAAUUGCCCUCAAUGAAUGCCUACUAUCCUCUUACAUGGCGACUCUUUUGAAAAACAUAUCUGCUGUUAGGCCUUUCUAUAACAAGUCUGCCUUUGUUUGUGACUCGGAAAUUUUAGAAGUCGCCCAGAAACUAAUAGAAGGAUUAGAAACAUGCAUACAAUUUAAUUUGCCCACUAAUUCAAGUUUACUUAACCACUGGCCCGAACCCGUGCUAAUGCUGGCAGGACUGUGGGUGCCCACGAUGAGAGCAGCGCCCAUCAGUGCAGGUCUCGACAUUGCCAGCACCAUGUGUGAUGAAGAGGUCAAGCCCAAAGAUGUGUCUACUCCAACUCACAUAUCGGGAAUAACUGGUUUGGGCAGGCUAGCUCUAAAUGAAGAUGAAGCCUUAGAUUUUAUUCUAUCUGUAUCUAAUGAUAUUAAUGCCAUGGGAACACAACCUCAAAUUGAACCAGAAGCAAAAGAUGAUGAAAAUCCUACAAGUGUUGAUGAGAAUGAGCAAAAUACCAUAUUAUUAGAUCAGCCAUCUACAAGUCAGGACCAAAAUGUUCUUAGUAAUAGUUCACAAGAAGAUACAGAUGUUGACCCCCUAGAUGCUGCAGCUGAUGUUUUAAUUCCUGGUAACUCUCUGUGUGGCAAAGGAUGGUCCACUGACAAAAAUGAUGAAAUGAAUUGUUCUAUCAAUUCCAACUCAUCACAUGGCAGCAGUCUUAUAAAAACACCAGAAUUAAAAAGCUUGUCAUCCCUGCUGGAAACAGCAAAUAAUGGAACAGAAAAAUGUGUCAAUACUCCUAAUUUGCGAGACCUCAUGAAAGAUAUCCAUAAGGAGCUAAAGUUAAACACGGAUGAACCAGAAGUUGUUGAGUUAAAAUCAGAAGCUGCCACACCUGAGGACCCCAUGUUGCAAGGGUUGGGCUUUGAAAUUGUGUCAAAUUCAGUAACAGGUUCAUUUACUGUCCCUGAACUUCAGAAGAUGAUUCAGCAGCUUGGCAGCCUCUCACGAGAACAUGGUCUGGAUCAUCAAAAUUAUCAGUGCAAGGGUUGUCAAGACUUGCUGGGCAGCACUAUUUCCAAGGCUAAAGUGUGUGCUUAUACUGGCGAAUAUUACUGUUCCAAUUGCAUGGAUGCCAACUUCUUUAUAAUUCCGGCUCGGGUGAUACACAACUGGGAUUUCAAAAGAUACCCAGUCUCCAAGAAAUCAGCUCUGUUCCUAUUAGAGUUCCAGCAUCAUCCCUGGAUCCAUAUAAAAAAACUCAACCCAAAAAUAUAUACUGGGGUGUCAGAUAUGGCACAGUUACAAGAAUUAAGAAUACAACUGAACUUCUUAAGAGCAUACAUAUUCUCCUGUAGAGAACCUGUUAUUGAGGAAUUGCAGAAACGAGUCUGGCCUAGGGAAUAUUUAUAUGAUCAUGUGCACUUGUACACUAUAUCAGACCUAGUCCAGAUACCAAGUGGAUCAUUGUUAUUACAACUAGAGAAAGUUGUCAACUUUGCAAAAACCCAUGUUCUUGAUUGUUGGUUUUGUAGCCAGAAAGGAUUUAUAUGCGAAGUUUGUCGAGAUCCUAAAGUAUUGUAUCCAUUUGAAACAAGCACUACAUAUCGUUGUGAUGAGUGCUCAAGUGUCUUUCAUAUCAAAUGUUUUAAUGCAAAUAUGCCAUGUCCAAAAUGUAAACGAAAACAAAAUCGCACAAAUGAAUCUAACCUACUUUGAAUGAUGAUAACCUACUUGGAAUGAUGAUGUUUUAAUGUUUUAUCUGUAUAAAGUAAUAUUACUACAUACAGCUGUUUUUCCGCCUCAUUUGUAAAAAUAUUUUAGUUUUAUUGAUUGCUUUGCUGUGCACUGUGGUAACUGGGAAAUGGCAAUGUUACCUAGUAUACCUAUACUAUGAAUAGUAAAUUAAACAGGUCUGGGUCUGGGGUAUUAAGCAGACCAUAAAUUAUUAUCCAAGGCUUCCCAGGCAAAUUAAAGUAAGACAAAAGUAUAUUUUAGAUUAUGUUGCCCAAUUUUUUGGAUCAAAGUAAGUUGUAAUUGUUUAAAUGAUUUUUGACCAUAGCUAUGUUAAUAAGUGUCCCAAUAGUUGAUUUCAACGUAAAAAAAAAUGCCCCCCCCCCCCCCUCGCACAUAGUAAGGUAAUGUGUGAUAUGUAAACUUGUCCCACAGUCUCGCGCCCUCUUCAUAAUGUUGCUGAGCGAAGUAUGCUCGCCCCACAGUUUGAAAACGCGGUUUUAAUGCUCUAUCUUCUGGUAUAGUAUUUAAUAAGCAAUGAGGCUUAAGCCCCUCUCUACCGAGAAGUAAAAAGUAAAAUUGAUAUUGAUGUGUAUCAAAAUAAUUGAAUAUAAUGUAUGUUAAUCAGAACAUUCAUUAAUAGAACACACGUUCAAUACAUAUUUUAGAAUAAUUUUACAAAACGCAUUUAAGUACCACUUUGUUAUAAUUAUAGCAGUGUGAUCAUAUUAAAGUUAAUUUUAUUAUGGCUUAUCAGGUAAUAGGUAUCAUUCAUAAUUAUAAUGAAAGUCCUUUCUUAUGGGUAUACAUUUAUCUUACUUUAUAUGAAUGAUUUAGGUAGCCAAAUAAUCAAUGAAAAUGGGCCAUUUGUAAAAAAAUUAGGUCACUUAUAAUAUGCAUAAGUGAACCAUUUCAUAAAUAUUAUAUGUAAAAUCAGUAGUUCAGCCAAGUAAUAUGUAUGGCUACUUAGUGCAUAAAUAAAUACAUUAUUUAGUUUAGGUUCUAAGUGUGGUACACAAAAUCAAGAUAAGGAAUAAAAUAUAUGUACAUAUAUUUAUCUUAUUUAUGGCUGUAAUAGUAUAAAGUUAUACGGUUAGCUGCAGCUGAUUGUACAUUUAGGGUUAAGAUAAUUAUGGGUACUAUUAUUGGGGGAGAUGUUUUACUUGCAUAUAUUAGUCAUAUUACCUACAUUGUCUGAGUGUCUAAUUUUACUCUUAUUAUAAGAUAACAAGUACAAUACCAACUAAAAUGAAUAUAGAUAAUUAUUACACGUUUUCGUUCCUUCGGUAACAUCAUCUCACCAUUAGUGUCCCCUAGUUGUACAACCAGUAAUAGGUGGACUUUUUUUUCUGAAACACUAAUGACGUAUGAUCAUUUAUUAAAGCAUUCUGGCCGCUAUGUACUUACGAGUAUACCAUACUAUUUCUACGAUAUAAAUAUGUAUUAAAUAAUUUUUUAUUUAGUUAAAAUGCAGGAGUUCAAUGAGAAAAGUACCACUGGUCAACACCAGUGGUAACACUGGUAACUAUGGGGAGUUUUUUGAUGAGGUAAUAUGCAAAGAGUAGUAUAUAAUAUAUGUAUUUAUGAGAGUAAUAUGUUUUAGAUGUAUCUAAGCGGCCGGGGCGCUCAAUAAUAUCUGAACACGUCUGCUCGCCUCGAGAGUAGAGACUACAUGUGGCUCUCUCAGUCAUUUGUACUCGUAUAUAGAUACUUAAGAAAAGGCAUGGUCAUAGUUGCCAAGCAAAGCUGAUCAUUCAAAUAUCACGUUCAGCUCACGUAGAAACAUUACGUUUAACAAUCAUUACAUAAUAAAAAAAAUGCUGUCUAUUAACAUGUAAACAUAUUAUUUUAAGCUAUUAUAUUUUGUCAAUAUAACUCGUAUUG
Leguminivora glycinivorella is the source of this 4256-nucleotide messenger RNA. RefSeq names its product pleckstrin homology domain-containing family M member 1-like. NCBI's taxonomy places the organism in Eukaryota, Metazoa, Arthropoda, Insecta, Lepidoptera, Tortricidae. The transcript has a single exon. The record is from RefSeq and is a predicted model, not a curated record. The coding region runs from base 267 to 2357 and encodes 696 amino acids.